Molecule: messenger RNA, 2592 nt
Organism: Chanos chanos (milkfish)
Lineage: Eukaryota; Metazoa; Chordata; Actinopteri; Gonorynchiformes; Chanidae
Gene: rbm15
Product: RNA binding motif protein 15
Exons: 1
Coding region: 25-2592 (855 amino acids)
Molecular function (GO): RNA binding
Source: RefSeq, a predicted model, not a curated record
UCGCUGAGCAACAAGGCAUCUACUAUGAAAGGAAAAGAACGUUCACCCGUGAAAAAACGUUCAAGGGCUUUGGACGACGUCCGAGACAGGGGAGGAAGCCACCCAACUAGCAAAAAAAUGGGAGUUAUCUCGAUUUCUAGUGGAAGCAAUAAUGGCAACGGCUCAUCCAAGUGCGAGGGGGGCUCUGCAAGAAGGAGUUUACUCGGUGAAAAAAGAGAUGGCCGGGAUUUUGAUGGUCAUGUUUCUAGUCGGACUGGGAAUAAUCAUAAUUAUACUAAUCCAGUUGCCAGCUCCAGCAAGAAUCAUAACUCAAAUUUGCCUCUCGAGCCAGCAGCUAGGACUAAUUCUCGCGGAGAUCAGCGAGUUCCACUCCCUGCAAAUGAAAGUGAGUACAAAACCCUUAAAAUUAGUGAACUGGGAACCCAAUUAAGCGACGAGGAAAUAGAAGAUGGACUGUUUCAUGAAUUCAAAAAAUUCGGUGACGUGAGUGUUAAAAUUAGCCGCGUAAAUGACGAAAGAAUAGCAUUUGUGAACUUCAGGCGGCCGGACGAUGCCAGGGCUGCCAAACAUGCCCGCGGCAGGUUAGUACUUUAUGAUCGUCCUUUGAAAAUUGAAGCUGUAUAUCUUAAUAGGAGGAGAAGUCGUUCUCCUGUGGAGAAGGAUCAUUUUGCUGCAGUAGUGGGUCACAGACAUUUGCAUACCCAGAGACCGUUGUCUCCAACAGCACUUGGUUACAGGGACUACAGGCUACAGCAGUUAGCCCUUGGCCGUCUCCCGCCUCCUCCACCUCCUCCCUUACCAAGAGAACUUGAAAGGGAAAGAGAGUUUGCGUUUUAUGAAUCCCGAGCGCGCCCGGCUUAUAUUGCUGAGCGAGCUGCAUUCCGUGAAGAGGAUUUCAUCUCUCCAGAGGACGACCAGAGGGCCAACAGGACAUUGUUUCUGGGUAACCUGGAUAUCACUGUCACUGAAAGUGAUCUUCGGAGAGCUUUUGAUAGAUUUGGGGUCAUUACUGAGGUGGACAUUAAAAGACCCACGAGGGGCCAAAGCAGUACGUAUGGGUUUCUCAAAUUUGAGAACCUGGACAUGGCCCACAGAGCUAAGAUCAGUAUGUCUGGCAAAGUAGUGGGGCGGAACCCCAUUAAAAUUGGUUAUGGUAAGGCAACCCCCACAACACGCCUCUGGGUUGGGGGUCUUGGACCUUGGGUUCCCUUAGCUGCACUGGCAAGGGAAUUUGACCGCUUUGGCACUAUUAGGACUAUUGACUACAGAAAAGGGGACACAUGGGCCUAUAUUCAGUAUGAGAGCUUAGAUGCUGCCCAAGCAGCCUGCACACACAUGCGUGGUUUUCCUCUCGGGGGCCCAGAGAGACGACUGAGGGUGGACUUUGCCGACACAGAGUAUCGCUACCAGCAGCAGUUCCUCCAGCCCCUCCCUCUGCCACACUACGACAUUGUGGCCGAGUCAUUUGUUCAUCGCGCCACUCCUGAAACCAUCAGGGUUAGGGAGAGGACUCCACCGCCGCUGCAUUUCCGAGAACGAGAACUGUACCCUGGAGCUGAAUGGCCAACCCCUGCCAUACGAGAGCGUGUGAGGGUGAGUGCGUUUGAGCCGUUGGAGCAUGUUGAACGUGAGAGACGGCCACGGGAGCCGUGGUCGUUGGAACGGGAGCUGCCAGGCAGAGACCCCACGCGCAAACGGCGGAUCCAGGAGGACGGACGGCACUUGGAGUGCUCGCCCGACAGUAGCAGCGAAUGGGCGGCCCGUCAUCGCCGGCAACCCUCUCUGGAGGGCAGUCCUGGCGGGAGCAGCCAAGAUGGACGCUUCAGUGACUCAGAACGUCCCCAAAGGCAGGACCGAGGCUCCCCAGCUCGAGAAAGGCGCGGAAGUCUGGAAAGAGGCCCUGCCGAAAAACGCCUCAAGAGCAGCAGCAGCCUCUCAGAGUCCAGCACCGGAAAUGGACCAACAACGGAACGCAGACGCAAAGCAGGAGACGGUGGAAAGGCUCCUUCAAAGAAAGACCGCUCUGAUCAGGGGGUCUCCAAAGGCAGUCAGUUGUCCAAGCAAGAGGUGGGCGGAAAGCUAAGUAUGGCCUGGCAGGGUAUGCUGCUGCUAAAGAACAGCAACUUCCCGGCUAGCAUGCACCUGCUGGAGGGAGACCUGGGCGUGGCCGUGAGCCUGCUCAUUGACGGCAGCACCGGCAACAAAGUUGCUCAACUUAGGAUCACUCAGCGCCUUCGCCUGGACCAGCCCAAGAUGGAUGAAGUGUCACGGCGCAUCAAAGUCGCGGGCCCAGGCGGAUACGCAAUUCUUUUGGCAGUACCGGGCAGCUCCGAGGAUUUGUUGUCAUCAUCAGACCCAGCUUCGUCAACCCAGCGUCCACUACGCAACCUGGUGUCCUACCUAAAGCAAAAACAGGCAGCUGGUGUCAUCAGCUUACCUGUAGGCGGUAGCCGCGAUAAGGACAACACGGGCGUCCUUCACGCGUUCCCUCCCUGUGAUUUCUCUCAGCAGUUCUUAGAUCCGUCAGCGAAAGCUUUUGCCAAAUCUGAAGACGACUACCUUGUCAUGAUCAUUGUUCGGGGAGCAUCUUAA